Molecule: messenger RNA, 978 nt
Organism: Hippopotamus amphibius kiboko
Lineage: Eukaryota; Metazoa; Chordata; Mammalia; Artiodactyla; Hippopotamidae
Product: olfactory receptor 1440-like
Exons: 1
Coding region: 1-978 (325 amino acids)
Biological process (GO): G protein-coupled receptor signaling pathway; sensory perception of smell
Cellular component (GO): membrane
Molecular function (GO): odorant binding; G protein-coupled receptor activity; olfactory receptor activity
Source: RefSeq, a predicted model, not a curated record
AUGUUUUUCUCAGCAGAUGCACAAAACAGGUCCAUGGAAAGGGAUAGAAAUCACACUUCUGUGGCCGUGUUUGUUCUCCUGGGACUCUCAGAUGAUAAAGAGCUGCAGCUCAUCCUCUUUCCAGUCCUCCUAGGGAUCUACCUCGUGACCCUAAUCUGGAACCUGGGUCUUAUCAUCCUAAUCAGGAUGGACUCUCACCUCCGUACACCUAUGUACUUUUUUUUCAGUUUCCUGUCUUUUAUUGACAUCAGCUAUUCUUCUUCCAUAACCCCAAGGAUGCUUUCAGAUUUCUUAAAAGUUGAACAAACCAUUUCCUUCAUAGCCUGUGCCACCCAGUACUUUGUUGGAUCCUGGAUGGGCCUGAGUGAGUGCUGCCUCUUGGCCGUCAUGGCCUAUGACAGGUGUGUUGCUAUUGGCAGCCCUCUGCAGUACUCAUCCAUCAUGGCCCCUGGCCUCUGCCAGAGGAUGGUUGCUGGGGCCUUUGGGAGUGGUUUCCUUAGUAGCUUAGUUCAAACUGUCCCUUGCUUUCAUCUUGACUUCUGUGGGUCAAAUAUCAUUCAGCAUUUCUUCUGUGACAUACCUCAGAUAAUUUCCUUGUCUUGCUCCAAUCCUUUCAUCAGCCAAAUGAUACUUUUUCUGGUAGCUAUGUUUUUUGGAAUUGGUUCUUUGCUUAUUAUCCUCUUAUCCUAUGUCUUCAUUGCAGUUUCCAUUCUGAAAAUAUCCUCCAUCAAAGGUAGUGUCAAGGCGUUCAAUACCUGCUCUUCUCACCUGGCAGUUGUGACACUCUUCUAUGGCACAGGCCUCUCUGUGUACAUGCUUCCUAGCUCUAGCCACCCCAAGAAGCAGGACAAGAUGCUGUCUGUGUUCUAUGUUAUCCUUAUCCCCAUGUUAAAUUCUCUCAUAUAUAGUCUGAGGAACAAGGAGAUCAAAGAGGUCCUCAAGAGAGGAAUAAAAAGGGCCACACAUUUUCCUGAGUAA